Molecule: messenger RNA, 240 nt
Organism: Fulmarus glacialis (Northern fulmar)
Lineage: Eukaryota; Metazoa; Chordata; Aves; Procellariiformes; Procellariidae
Product: cytochrome c oxidase assembly protein COX16 homolog, mitochondrial
Exons: 4
Coding region: 1-240 (79 amino acids)
Biological process (GO): mitochondrial respiratory chain complex IV assembly
Cellular component (GO): mitochondrial inner membrane
Source: RefSeq, a predicted model, not a curated record
AUGGAGUUUAACUACUCCUUUUUGACUGCUUAUAGCCAUUUGAGGUUGGUUGUGAAGAGGGUUGAUCCAGCUUUAAAAGAAAAAUUAAAACAGAACACUGUGACGCUGGAAUCUGAAUAUGAGAAGCUGGAAAAGUCUGACUUGGAUAACUGGGAGAACAUCAGAGGACCCAGUCUGUGGGAAGAUUCCAGGACUGUUCAGAAGCAACGGCGGGAGGCUGUCCGUCUCCGGACAGAGUGA